This is a messenger RNA of Linum trigynum, 1274 nucleotides long. NCBI's taxonomy places the organism in Eukaryota, Viridiplantae, Streptophyta, Magnoliopsida, Malpighiales, Linaceae. The record is from the annotation of a GenBank genome assembly.
CCACCUUUCCCACCUCCCAACAUCAUUAAUUCCCACGGACGGACGCACACAACACAAGAAGAUAACAUGCACACAAUGUGCGCACCAUUGUUUUUCAUCUCCUUAGGCCUCCUCGUCUCAGCCGUGGCUGCCGUUGAUGGAGGCGGCUGGUUCGACGCUCAUGCUACUUUCUACGGUGGUGGCGACGCCUCUGGCACAAUGGGCGGGGCGUGUGGGUACGGGAACCUGUACAGCCAAGGGUACGGGACAAACACGGCGGCACUGAGCACGGCGCUGUUCAACAACGGGCUGAGGUGCGGGGCCUGCUUCGAGCUGAGGUGCGUGAAGGACCAGAAAUGGUGCCGCUCAGCUGGGUCGGUGGUCGUCACCGCCACCAAUUUCUGCCCGCCAAACAACGCCCUGCCGAACAACGCAGGCGGGUGGUGCAAUCCUCCUCUCCACCACUUCGACCUCGCCCAGCCCGUCUUCCAGCAGAUCGCCCAGUACCGCGCCGGCAUCGUCCCUGUCUCCUACCGCAGGGUGGCUUGUCAGAAGAGAGGCGGGAUGCGAUUCACCAUCAACGGCCACUCCUACUUCAACUUGGUCCUCAUCACCAACGUGGGAGGCGCCGGGGACGUGGUGGCUGCCUCGGUUAAAGGUUCCAAGGGAAACUGGCAGCCCAUGUCCAGGAAUUGGGGCCAAAACUGGCAGAGCAAUGCUUUCCUCAACGGCCAGAGCCUGUCCUUCAUGGUCACCACCAGCGACGGACGGACCAUUGUCUCCAACAACGUCGCGCCGCCCGGCUGGUCUUUCGGCCAGACCUACACCGGCCUCCAGUUUUAAUGCCGGGCCGGUCAGAGGACCAUUGUCUGUUUCUCCUUUUUGUUUUCUAAAUUGGGUCGGCGUAUAGAAAAUCGACGACAAGGGGAUCUCGAUCUCUACAGUUUUGAUUGAGAUUGACACCUUCAUUCUUGUCGAUUUUGUGACAUUGUUAUGGUUACUGUUGUUCUCUCUCAUCUGCCUAGUUUUGGAAAGGCAGAGGUAGGGAAUGUUGGGACUCUUGGCAGAGGUGGGAAAGCCUUCCUAGCUAGCUAGUACCACUCGCCACUGGUUGUUAAGUUGGGAUUUUCUUUGGUUUAGCGUUGGGUGUUCAAUUUGUUCGCCGAGGAAACACAGUCUUUCGUUGAAAUAUUUUGGUCGAGUGUCAGCUCAGCUGGUUAUUUUCUAGUGUCUUUGAAUAUUGAUGUGGUCAUGUUGUAUCGGAAUCAGUUGGUUAAUAAAUGAUGUUGUAGUGG